Molecule: messenger RNA, 540 nt
Organism: Glycine soja
Lineage: Eukaryota; Viridiplantae; Streptophyta; Magnoliopsida; Fabales; Fabaceae
Exons: 2
Coding region: 1-540 (179 amino acids)
Biological process (GO): DNA repair; telomere maintenance
Molecular function (GO): DNA helicase activity
Source: RefSeq, a predicted model, not a curated record
AUGGCUCACAAAUUCUGUUUUGAGGCACUUGAUCACAGUCUUAGAGAUAUCAUCAAACACAACUCAAAGGACAAUACAAUCUUUGGAGGUAAAGUCAUGGUCUUUGGUGGAGAUUUCCGGCAGAUCCUGCCAAUCAUUCCAAGAGGCAGCCGCUCUGAUAUUGUUAACGCAACAAUUAAUUCCUCUUAUCUAUGGGAUCACUAUCAGAUCUUGAGACUAACAAAAAACAUGCUUUUACAAAACAACAUGCAAGCAACAGAUCAAGAAGAAACUGCAGCUUUUGCACAGUGGAUUAUAGAUAUUGGUGAUGGUAUUAUUGGAGAUGAAAAUGAUGGCUAUGCUACUAUUGAAAUUCCACAGGAACUAUUAAUCACAGAAUAUAAUGAUCCUAUUGAUAGUAUAAUUAGCUCUACAUUUCAAGAUCUAUCUCAUCAUGACAAUGAUCCUGAAUACUUCGAAACCAGAGCAAUAUUAGCUUCCACAAAUGAAACAGUGCAACAAGUUAAUGAUUAUAUGCUUACAAUGAUACCGGAUAGGUAA